Molecule: messenger RNA, 1517 nt
Organism: Solanum stenotomum
Lineage: Eukaryota; Viridiplantae; Streptophyta; Magnoliopsida; Solanales; Solanaceae
Product: SEC12-like protein 2
Exons: 10
Coding region: 105-1280 (391 amino acids)
Biological process (GO): protein secretion
Cellular component (GO): endoplasmic reticulum membrane
Molecular function (GO): guanyl-nucleotide exchange factor activity; GTPase activator activity; protein binding
Source: RefSeq, a predicted model, not a curated record
AUUACAGAUAUACAGCAAACGUUCUCACCAUUUGACUGAAGCAAACCAAAGCCCCUUGGUGCGCAUCUCAAUUUCUCGAUACGCUGAGAUAACAGUGACCAAAGAUGGCUGAUUCUGCCAAUUCCAAGAACUAUGGAGUCCCAAUUUACGGUGCCGGUUGGGUUCCACCGAGCGCUCUCAGAUCUGCCGUCGAACCGUCGGCCGAUGAUGAAAAGGACGACGGAGACAAAUCAUCGUCCUCGGAAACGGGAAACUAUGUUGUCCUUGCCGGAGGCGGUGGGGAAGGGAAUAGCGGUAUUCGUAACGCUCUCAUUGUUGCUCAAUUCGAUUUUGAUUCUAAUGUGCUCUCUGAUGAACCUGUGGCUAGGUUAGGAACUGGCGGUGAUCUGCCUUAUAGGAUGGCAGUACAUCCAGGUGGAGAAGGUCUUAUAUGCUCAUUGCCAAAAAGCUGCAGAUGGUUUGACUGGGAUUUUCAGACAACUGAAAAUCGUUCAUUGGGUCUGCGAUCAUCUGAGAAAGCACUUGAGCCAUUGGAAGAUGUUGGACAACAAUUAGCGCUAACUUUUAACAAUGAAGGUUCUUUACUUGCUGUCGGUGGUGAGGAUGGCAAGUUGACGGUUUUUAAGUGGCCUAGCAUGGAAAAUAUUCUUGAUCAGGCUAAUGCUCAUGCUUCUGUGAAGGAUCUAGACUUCAGCCCUGAUGGAAAAUUUCUUGCAUCUGUUGGAAGCGGCCCUUGCCGGAUUUGGGAUGUGUCAAAAUCAACCUCUGUAGCUUCUUUGACGAAGGAAAAUGAUGAGAUUUUUGGCUAUUGUAGAUUCGCACCAAUUAACGAUGAGAAUCAGGUUCUAUACAUCACCACAAUGCGAGAUCAAGGUGGAAGUAUUUCGAAGUGGAGUACUACUACGUGGAGGAGGAUAAAAUCAAAGCGCGUUGUUCGUGAUCCUAUUUGUGCCUUCAAUAUUUCACCCAAUGGAAAGCUUCUGGCAAUAGGAACAAUUGAGGGAGAUGUUCUGAUAGUGUCUUCCAACAAUCUUCAAGUGCAAAAUGUGGUAAAAAAGGCUCAUCUUGGUCUUGUAACAACAUUGAAGUUCUCAGAAGAUUCAAGGUCUUUGCUUUCUGCCUCCUUGGAUUCAAGAGUGAGAGUGACAAUUAUAAAGGAAGAGAAGAAAAGUGGUCUGAGCUUGUGGAUCGUUAUACUCGUUCUUUUGAUUGCAAUUGCUGUAUAUUAUGCUGCAAGCAACGGGAUUCUUCCAUUGGAGUUAAACUCUAUAUUAAAAUGACGAGCUUUACCCCCCAAAGUAUUCUUAUAGGUGAAACGGUAUCUGAAACAUUUUUGAAGGCUGUCUCUGGAACAGUAGGCUUGGAUUCGAGAUUAAUUAAAAAACAUCUGGUGUUUUUAACGUGCUUAAACUGUUAGACACAGAGAGUUUAUAUACCUAUUUGUCCUCCAUUAUAUUCUCACUGUACAAAACAAGUUGUGUAGGUUUAUUUUUUUCAAUUUGCAACCCUUUUCUGAA